AUGGCACCCAAAUUUUCAGAAGACGAAAUCGAUGAUUUGAUUUAUUUUGCUCGAGUCGGGGAGAAAGACGAAUUCGAGACUCUAAGAGAGGAAUUAUGUAAAAGGGAAGAAUGUUCAGCAACUGAGUUGUUGGAGAUUGCAAGAGACAGCGAGAGUGGAAAUGGCGUGCUACAUAUGUCUGCCGCCAAUGGUCAUCACGAACUUCUCACCCUCCUCGCAAAACACCUUUCUAAUCCCUCUCCUCAAAAUCCCCAAAUGCUCAAAAUACUUAACACGCAAAACGCCUCUGGAAACACACCUUUACAUUGGGCAGCCCUGAAUGGACAUUUAGAAGCAGUCAAGGUUUUGAUAGAAAAUGGAGCAGAUCCAACAAUUCAGAAUCAGAAGGGGCAUGAUGCGGUCUACGAGGCAGAAUUGGCGGAUAAGACUGAAGUUGUGGAAUGGGUUUUGAAAGAGGGAGGUGAAGGGUUGGAGGAGGGAAUUGCCGGGGAUGAGGGCGAGAGUGGAGAGGGGGAGGAGGGAGUGGAAGUUGUGGAAGUUGCGGAGGGAGAGGGUCUGGUGGAUAAGGUUAAGGAAUUGGGCAUUGGUGGAAGCAGUGCUGGGGAGAAAUGA
This is a messenger RNA of Botrytis fragariae, 612 nucleotides long. RefSeq names its product putative ankyrin repeat containing protein yar1 protein. Gene Ontology annotation, molecular function: protein binding. The record is from RefSeq and is a predicted model, not a curated record. The coding region runs from base 1 to 612 and encodes 203 amino acids. Lineage: Eukaryota; Fungi; Ascomycota; Leotiomycetes; Helotiales; Sclerotiniaceae. The transcript has 2 exons.